AUGUGUCUAAUCGCUGUCCUGUCUGUUGCAGAAACCCUUCAGGAGAAAUUAAUUGACACAUCCAUUCUGGAUACCGAAACGAGCUCACAGGAAAUCGGUGAUGUUAAAGUUGGUGGUGGUGAAGGUGAUGGUGCAGAUCUUGCGGCACGCAUACGCGAGGAAGCCAUCAUUCUGGUGGAUAGCGUGCUCGAAGAGAGCGUUGAGAUCAUUGAGAGUCACGGCAUUGACCAGCAGCAUCAGGCCAAUGGCCACGAGUUCGUUAAGCAGGAGUACAAUUCGGAGAGUGAAAACUAUGCCAUCACAUGCGACGACAUUGAUGGCGUUGAUGUCAUCAAAUCGCCCACAAUCGAGUCCAUGUCGGGCAAGUCAUUCGACGAUAACAUGAGCUUCACCGACGAGCACAUACAUUUACCCUUGCAUGUCCAAAACAUAACCGCCACGACCACGACCACCACAGUAACCACUCAUCAAGAUCAAGUCGCAGAAGCAUCCGAGACCCGCACGAGACGCAUUGAGCGCAAGAUCGAGAAGCUAUCCACUGACAUGGACGAUGUUAGUGCAAAGUUCGAUGAGGCCUUCGAGUCGGCUGUGCACGAGGAUGAGAUCAGUGCCCUGCAGGCUGACUUUUCGAAGCUCAGCUGGGACGACAGCGUGUCGCCCACGACAAACACAAUGGCCGAUAUGGCCCUGAGCCAGAUAACACCCGACAAUGACAUACAAGAGCUAACCGCAGAAACAGGCGGCGAUUUACCAGUCUCAAGUGAAACCACUCCCGUACCACCGUCGGCCGUUGUGGCAGCCACAGUAACAGACAAAGAAACAGCAGAUGAGCCGGCGGUAGAAACCAAUACAAUACAAUCCACUACCACCAGCCACGACACACCCACACCAAAGCCACGAGUACUCAAAGCCAGCUCUCCAGUCUCCGAAGGCAUCGACAGCAUCCCCAGUCAAGUGCAAAAGUUCGAUCUGCCAAUCGAUCUAAGUUUUGAUGCCGCCGCACCUGUGCCGAAGCCCCGCGCUCCCAUCAAGCACACGGAACCGUUUGAGAAUCUGGCUGCCCUGGCCGAACAGUCGGACAGCAUUAGCCUGCGAAGCUUCGAGUUCACGGAGGACAUCUCCAAGACGGACGAACCCUCCACGGAGCUGUCCAUGCGUUCCCAGCUGCGUGAUGUGAUCACAACCACAACUGCCACCACCACUGCCUCGGAGGAUCACACGGAGAGCUUCGAGCCGACGAGCGAGAUAUCAGUGGACGAUGCUGAUACCGAGAAGUCGGAGGGUGCCGAGAAGACCACCAGCUUCUACAUAGGCGAAUCGAGUCGGAAUGUCAUCAUCAAGACCUCAACGAAGUCAGCGGGUGCCACACCGCAGGAAGAAGAGGCCGCCACGGACAUUGGCAUCGAUGCCAAGGAUAUAUCGCUGAUGAAGGAGGUGUCUGUGGACUCGGACGAGACCAAUGAUGUGUUCAAGGAGUACGUUACGAUGAAGCGUGACGAUGCUGAGGCCGUGGAUGGCAGCAAGAUAGUGCGGCAGGGUUCCGAGACCCGAAACGAUAUUUUAGAGUUUGAGAAUGCCGAGAAGGAGAAGGCUGGCGAACCAAUUCUCACCAAGGUGACCACAGAGGAGAGUCUGACCACCUCCACCGGCUCCAGUGGUCGCGCCAUCAUAGAGGUAGCGCCCUCGAGCAGCGAAGAUCCCGAUGAGUCCGGCAAGGAGAUUCCCGAAAUAGUAAACACAAUUUCCUGCACAGAGCGGUUUGAGCUGCCGCUGGAGAAGAGCGAGUGGGAGAUAUCCGAGAAGGAGAUUCCCAGUGCGGGCAAGCCAAAGGUGGUGCACUCGCCGCAGCAGCCACAAGUCACCAGCGGAACAGACAUCGUUGAUGAAGCCAUUCUCGAGCCACAGGACUCGCUAGAUUUAGCAAAGAGCGAGCAGAAAAGUGAUGCAAAAUACAUCGAAGAAGUAUCCCCAGCUGGUUAUGAGUUCGAGACAAUGCCCCACGCCUUUGCCACCGGUGCGGAGAGCGAUGAUAUAUCGUCCUUUAUCGGCAUUCCCGACAUGCAAACGUCAACAUUGGACAGCACACAGCCCCCCGAGGGCCUCUUUGAUACCACCAUCAGGGAGACCCUGAACAAGCAGGCGGCCAUGGCGCACUAUGCUCAAGAUGUGUUCGGGCGUCGUGACGAUCACGGAUCCCUAGGAUUCGUGUCCACUGGCACAGCCGAAGAACUCAGCUCGAUGGAGGAGCAUUUGGCAAAGGAAGAGCAGGCCUCCCUUGGGUUUAUAUCCACAGAGACAGCAGAGGACUUUAGUUCCAUGGAGGACUACUACACGGAAAAGUUGGCCACUGCCAGCUUGGUGGCAGAGGAGAUUGCUGCCGACAAGUCCAUCACCACCAGCAGCUUCGAGGAGGUGACAUCGGACCACUCCAUCAGGCCGAUCGAUGUGGUGGUUCAUCGGCUGAAGACCGAGUCAUCGCCGGACUCCACCAACCGCUGGUCCAUACCUGACGUGGACAAUUCCAGCUCCAGCGAGAGCUACCACAAAAGCUUCGACAAAACCCAGAGUCGACCUCUGUCCUCUGACAUGGACAUCCUGCUGACGGCCACUGGCACAGGCACCUCCAGCGAAUACCAGACAGCCCGAGACUCCACCUGCCGCGAGGCCACAGAGUACGUGAGCGCCGUGAGCACUCUGAACAGCAGCAGUGGCCAGACCAUUAGCUCCCACGAGAGCAUGCGCAGCUUCGACUCUCAGUCAGAGACUUCAGCCAAUCUGGCCAGCAUCGAUGUGUCCGAGUUAUCGGAGACACUGGUGGCCUCCUCGGCGGAGGCAGAUCCCUUCGAGUCGGAGGAAAUGUCCCGCCUGCGCGACCUGCGUGCCGAUGAUGAUGACAGCGAUGAGAGCGUGGAACUGCCAGGCUCCUCGUAUCCCACGAACGAGCAGCAGAGCUUGAUGAAGCGUUCGCAGGAGAUGAUUUUCAAGCCCAAGACAGAGACGGAUGAGCAGCCGGCCAUCGAUGCAAUCCAAAUCGAAGAGUAUCCCAAGCCCAAAGAGGCCGAACGCACCUGGGGCCUGGCCUAUCCAAUGGACGACAGCAAGGCCGACAGUCCCCGUGAGAGCGAGAGGGCCGAGGACAUUUUGCUGUAUCACGGCGAUCCCAGGCGAUCCAUUGACGACUCCAAGCUGGCCUCCAGCCUGGACGAGGGCAGCAUUCUGUCGGUCAGCAUGUCCAGCACGUCCAACAUUGACACCGUUGUGGAGAACUUUGAUGACAUUGUCGGAUCGGCAGGCUCGUCCUCGCUCACCGGCAUCGAGGGCUUCCAGUAUGGACACGACGAUCCAAUGACCUCUGCCUCCGUGCCGGAGGAUGCCACAUUCGUGCUGGAGAUGGAGAGCAAGGAGCACUCCCCACAGGACUCGAAUGCCAGUACGCCACCGGGCGGAGAGUCGAAGCGGAGAGGCCACAAGCGCAACGAGAGCAUCUCUGGCGAUGCAUUGAAGAACCUGGACAAGGAGGUGGCCCUGCUGGGCGAGGGCAAGGAGUCGGAGAGUGAGUCGGACACAGAUCCCUACGAGUCGGAGUAUGCGCGCCAAUUCCGCUCGCCCAAGGAGCGCAAGAGCAAGAAAAAGAAGCAGGCAGCUGCCGAGAUGGACCACAGUUCGGAGCUGGAGAAGCGUCCGUUCACGCCGUCCCAGCUGGUGGCAGAGAUCAUUGUGGAGGACGCGACCGAAGAGUUGGAGGCCGAGGCAGCCAUGAUCGAGGAGCGUCGUCCCUCCCAGAAUAUGCAGGACUACUCGAAAAUACCCGACAUCAUGGUAACGGAGGAUGUAAAGUCACCGAUUUUGGAGGAGGAAACCGACGACUUCCCCGGGAAGUCGCUAUACAAAGUGCGCACCGAGGAGGAGCUGCACAAGGCCAGCGAUACUUCUGUGUACGAGAAGGCCAAGGCCGAAGAGAAGGAGCAGGACUUUCAGCGCCGAGUCCAGGAGCAGUACAGGCAGAAGCUGGAGGAGCUAAAGCGUGCGGAAGUCGGGGCGGAGUACGAUGAUCACAAGGCACCCGAUUCGCCAGACUCCUUUGAAAUGGUCGAGCAACCGGACAUAUCGGACGAGUUCGUCAUCAUUGAGGAGGUGGCCAAGGAGGCCAACGAAGUGGAUCUCGGCGGCAAGAGCAUCAAGAUAGCUCCGAUUAAGUACGAGCAGAAGCACGACUCUGACGUUGAGAAGAUCAUCAUCAAGUCAGCGCCAGCGGACCCCAAGCUGGGCUCCCAGCUGUACAAGGAUGAUCUGAACUUUGAGUUUGAGGAGACCAACAAGCGGUGGGUGGAGAUGCAGCUGACGGACAACCAGCUGCGUUAUCCCUACGACCUCACUGGCGCCGUGCUGGAGGACAUCAAGGAGGAGGAUGGGGAGUUCGAGGUCGGCAGCAGUCGCAUCAGCAGCUUCAAGGACUCCUUCUCGAGCACACCAGAGUACGAUGUGAUGGCCGCGCGACGGUACCACUCCCGCGGCGAGCACGACGAUGUGUCCAUGAGCAGUCUGCAGGAGUUCGAGUCCCUGGAGCAGGCCAUUUCGUUGGAGAAUCGCAACCGCACCCACCAGGGCUCCACGGACUCGAGCAACGGCAGCUUCACACGUCGCUACGUGGUCCGACACAGUGGAAGUGGAACUGCGCCCGGCGACGAUGUCUCCAUAUCCAGUCUGAAGGAGUUCGAGGGUCUGGAGAAUGCCUGCAUCGAAGCCCAUCUCACUGAGAUCAAGGCCAGGGAGGAGGCGGCGCUGCUCUCGCGCUCCGACGAGUCCAACAAGUCGAACGGCAGCGACAAAGGAGCCGCUGGCAACAUGGUGGUAACCAAGGUGACCCGCACACCGGAGCGGGAGCGGGAGGAGGGUGACAGCAAGCCGGCACCGGCAAGCGGCACGGAACUGGAUGCCAAGUCUAAGAUCGAUAGCCAGGACUCCGAAAAGGACAGCAUUGAUAGCAUGGAGAUCAGCAAGAGCCACGACAUGAUGACCAGCAGCAUCGAGAGCUUCGACAUCUCAAAGGAUGCCACGACGCGAUCCGACAUUGAUUCCCUGGAGAUCGAUAAACGCCACUCGCGCCAGGAGAGCAUCGAGUCGUUCGGGGACGAGCAACUGGAUCUCAUGACCAAGUUUGUCAGCGGCGGAGGAGUCACACUGGGAGAUGGUCUCACGACCACCACUACAACCACCACUACCAGCACUGAUGCCGAUGGGCAUGAGCACACCGUGACGCGGGUGAUAACCACAACGACUGUAGGCGGCGGCGGAGUACAGGAACUGCCUCUGGAUGAGAGCGGCAUGUCGAAGGACGUGUCCAUCGACUCCCUGAACCUGUGCGUGGAGCAGACAACCAGCUCGGCUGGCACCACGGCGACGUAUCAGACCAGCGCGGGCAACUCUCAAAUGUCCGGCAGCAUCACGAGCUGUGCCUCCAGCACGCUGAUGGAGGACUCGUUCCCUGGUGUGGGUGGCAUGUCGUCGUCGCAAAUGUCUGCUAGUUUCUGGUCUCACGACGAGUCCACGGUGGUCGAGGAUGAGGGCGACCAAGUGAAGAAGCAGCAGCAGGGCCAACAAGGUGCACUUCUAGAGGAAAUACCGAUGAAGUACUCCCUGGAAGGAUAG
Messenger RNA from Drosophila guanche, 5649 nucleotides. RefSeq lists its product as uncharacterized. The transcript is spliced from 7 exons. The coding region runs from base 1 to 5649 and encodes 1882 amino acids. The record is from RefSeq and is a predicted model, not a curated record. NCBI's taxonomy places the organism in Eukaryota, Metazoa, Arthropoda, Insecta, Diptera, Drosophilidae.